CGCCCGUUUGUUCGUUAGCUGAAUUGACUUUUGCCCUUGUCACUGUUUCAGUGCUCAGCUUAUGACGAAGGUCACGUGUCAGGACCACUGUGCUCCGAUCUUUGUGAACAGAACAACAUUCAUCUUGGGAAGUGUCUCACAACAGUGCCUGAAAAGAAAAUUUAUGACGGAACAUGGCACGAGAAGAGCGUUAUCUUGAAAGUCAACAUGAGUUGGUUCGAGGAGUUUCAAGAACGACAGAAAAUAACGAAUAGUGACGUUGCGUCAUCUUAUCAAAAUGACGUCUCUUCCAGGGUGAAUACCUUGUUUGGCAAUUGCAGUCAAUGUAAGAAACUCGUAUCUCGAUUGCUGUCACUUGGCGAUGGAAACAGUGAUGGGUCAGUUACAGCGGCCGAAGCCAGGACUUUCAUUUCAUUACUACAACAAAUGGAACCUAUGAUGCUGAUGACCUUAAAUGAAAGCAAGCACACCGUGGAUUUUUAUGGGUAUUGUGGUGGAUUGUACGUGGUGGAAAAAGUGCCUUUUGUUGCCUCUAACGUGUUUACAGACACUUGGGAGUUUGUAGAUCUUGCAUUCCUUCCUGAUGGAUUUGAGCCGCUCCAAAACUUGUUUAAUGACAACCUAGGAAGAUUUUUAAAUGCCGGAACUCUUUGUGUCCUAUACUUUAGCGCCAUUUUUGACAAUCUGCUUACUAUUACAGAUUACCCCAUGUUAAGCACCUUUUUUCAGGUGCACACCACUAGUAGAAGUGAAAAAUUCGACUUUGCAUAUUCAAUUCUAGAUGCAACAUUAGACGUGUCAAUAACUCCUUAUGGCUUGACGCAGUCAUGUGAUUUACAUCUGGGAAAUUAUGGAAUUACCAACACAUCAACGGUAAAACUCAUAGACCUUGAUCUGACAUACCCUCAUGUCUUGUUACAAACCCUUCUUAAGCAGAAAAAAUGUGUAUCCGAUCUGGACUGUUUUGUUGGUAAUUCCGAAUCUUGUUGGUCAGACUGUGACACGAAGUCAGGCACUUGUAAAUCACUGUUAGGGCUCCAGGAUCUGCAUGUGAUUUGCGAGGGUGUUUUUCAAAUCGUUUUUAGACAUCCCAACAUCCUAGAUCCAAUAAGUUAUAACAUAACCUGCCUGAAGGAAGCCAUAAGGAAUCUCGGUGUGCUCUGCAGCAAGUUUCCUGUUGUAUAUUCGGAACGCGAGUUAAGACAUUAUAUCCUCGCUGUAAAGAGAAAACUUAAAUCUAUUGAACUC
Messenger RNA from Orbicella faveolata, 1248 nucleotides. RefSeq names its product divergent protein kinase domain 1A-like. NCBI's taxonomy places the organism in Eukaryota, Metazoa, Cnidaria, Anthozoa, Scleractinia, Merulinidae. The record is from RefSeq and is a predicted model, not a curated record.